Brassica napus (rape) is the source of this 3638-nucleotide messenger RNA. RefSeq lists its product as uncharacterized. The coding region runs from base 1068 to 3548 and encodes 826 amino acids. The transcript is spliced from 7 exons. Gene Ontology annotation, molecular function: protein binding. NCBI's taxonomy places the organism in Eukaryota, Viridiplantae, Streptophyta, Magnoliopsida, Brassicales, Brassicaceae. The record is from RefSeq and is a predicted model, not a curated record.
UGAUUUAACCUUGAAUAGUAGUAUCAAUUUCGGAACCUUGUUUAUUGUACUCUGACAAAUUUUCUCAUAGAACAAAGGUUGAGGAUGUUCAUAGCUUAGUAUGGUAAGGAUGAUGACCCAAUUUAAAUGCCUUUGAGCUUGACACAGCAAGAGUUGUGCUGGAACUUGGACUUGCCAAGUCACCGCCAUAAACCAUCAUCAAAGUACUUAACAAUUAAUAAUUUGGUUAUGAUUAGUUAAUAGUAACACUAUUCUAGUUGCGUACGUCAACUCUUUAAAUUUCCAAUUAUUCGUGAUUUAUCUGAACAUAAAAUAUUAAAUAUCCAAUUUUAUUACAUUGAUUGGAGGCUACAGUUCAUCUUUACCUUUUAUUUAUGAGAUGCAUAUGAUCAGAAACCUCCUCUCCUAAAUAGAUUAUACAGUUUGAUCCAAAUCGAAAGUCUCAGAAAGAGACCCAUGACACAGAAAUUAAUUAGCAACAUGCAAUUUUACCGAACAUUCUUCAAACUAAGAAAUAUUUAGUCGCUUACUAGCUACCUGAUAUAUCUGUAUAAAGAUGAUAACAUAGUUCUCUAGUGGUGUGGAUACGUUAAUCAGUUUUUAUUGCUUGUUAAGGACAAUAACGAGUUAAAGAUUGGUUUGUAUGUGACACAAGGCAACAUAAAAGGCUUAGAGGCGGCUUUAAUGAUAGAUAUAUAAGUCAAGCAACAUACUCGUAAAGUUAGUUGACGUUUUUCAAUGGAAGAAAAUAAAAAAAUAUCUUCUUGAUAUAAUGAUUGGAACAAAGCUUAGAAACAUUUUUCUCAUUAACUUAUAAAAGGAAGUGACAGAAAAAUAAACAGCAAUCCUAAGUUACACUUUCUUGUACUCUUCCUUUUCAAAAAUUGCCUCAUUGGUAACUUCAUCUCCACUCUUUGCCUUUUCUUCGUCAUAAUCUCUCUUACACACAAACAUGUGCAAUAUAUAUAGUCCUGCCUUUUCUCGUUUGUAUUCAUUAUCAACUAAUCACAAAAUAAAAAGAUAUAUAAAAAACAGUCAAACGGAUAGGAAUAUUAUCGCAAGGUCUAAUGGGUUCCGAGAAAUUUGGAGACGACGAUCGGAGCAUCCAUUUGCAGGUAUUCGAGCUCCACAAGCUGGAGGAAGCGCGAGGCUCAAGCGACACCGUAUUAGAUUUCAGAAACAGCGUCGAGAAAGGAGACAGCGGCGAAACCGCAGACGCUACCCCUGCUUCUUCCGCGAUCGCGUUCCACCGAUCAUCAUCCCCGCCUGAGCAAAAGCUCACACUAUUCGCUCUCCGCCUUGCGAUCAUCGAGAAAGUCGCUACCUGCCUCGGAACACUAGGUUUCAUCUGGGCCACGGUGGUUCUGCUAGGCGGAUUCGCCAUCACCCUCGAGAAAUCCGAUUUCUGGUUCAUCACCGUCAUCCUCCUCGUCGAAGGCACUCGCAUCUUCAGCAGAAGCCACGAGCUCGAGUGGCAGCACCAGGCCACGUGGACUGUUGCUGGCGUCGGAAUCAGUAGCUUCCGUGCGUUACAAGCAAGCUCUGUUUCGCUUCUCAGGAAUUUAAAACGAAUCAGUGGAGGAGUCUUGAAGCCAAUCCUCGAAAGCAGAUUAAGCCAAGAAACCCCUCGGACAUGGAAAAACUCAGAUGUUCCUCUGCUUCCCUACGCGAAAUGGCUCUACAUCUCAACCUACGUGAGCCGUCUUCUCUACUGGCUCCAGCUACUCUCAGCCACCGCCUGCGUGGCUCUGUCCUCAUACAAGCUCGUCAGACACAACUACGGAGAGGUUCAUGACGGAGAGAUGGACAAAAGGAACAGAAAAGCCGCUCUAAGCAUCUUCUACUCGCUGGCCCUUGCCGAGGCGUUGCUGUUUCUUGCGGAGAAAGCUUACUGGGAGUGGCAGGUCAGUGUGUGUAAUUUGCUUGAGAAUGUGACUAAAGAUUGUGGCUUUGGUGUUACUGGGUUGGUCUCUAUAAAGAGAUUCUUCUACGAUGCUUACUCAAAGUCUGUGAAUGGGAGCAUCUUUGAUGGGGUUAAGAUGGAUAUGGUCAGCUUUGCUAUGGAACUGUUGGGCUCUAGCUGCCCAGAUGAACAGCUCAUAGGUGCAAGAAUUCUCAGGCAGUUUGCUGUGAAUGAGCGGUUUGCUGAGGAUACGCUUGAGAAGAUAGGAAUCAACUUGCCUGUCAUUGAAAGAUUGGUGGAGAUGUUGAACUGGAAAGACAUGCAAGAAGAAGAGAUUAGAAGAUCAGCAGCUGAGAUACUAUCAAAGCUAGCUGGCAAGAAACAGAACUCUCUAAGAGUAUCUGGAAUCUCUGGUGCCAUGGAAUCGAUAUCAUCACUGUUGCAGAACACAAGAUCUUUAGGUGAAGCUCCUGACGAGAUUGGAGAGAAGAAAAUCUUACACGACCAUCAUCUACAGUACGAUUACUGUAGGUUCAACAACUUAGGCCUCUUGAUUCUAAAGAAGUUAUCCAGAGAUCAUGACAACUGUGGAAAAAUAGGCAACACGAGAGGACUUCUUCCAAAGAUUAUUGACUUCAUGCACACCGAUGCAACACUCUUGAAAGAUGAGAACGCAGAGAUGGUUCUGUCACGAGUCUUGACAGUGAAACGGUCCUUGCAGCUAGUGAAAAUGUUGGUAAGCAUGAGUGGGAACACUGGGAGGUGUCUUAGGAGAGAAAUCUCGGAGAUCGUUUUCACAGUCAGUAACUUGAGAGAUGUACUGCGUCAUGGAGUGAGAUACCCGAAACUUCAGAAGCUUGGGAUUGAGAUUCUGAGCUUCCUCGCUCUUGAGACAGAGGCAAGGGAGAGAAUUGGUGUAACUGGAGGUGUCUUGAAAGAGCUAUUCAACAUUUUCUUGAAAAGCAAGGCACAUGGGGAUGUGAAUGAGAGCCGGGUUAGAAUCACUGCAGGUGAAGCUAUAGCUAUGCUUGCUUUGGAAAGUAGAAGCAACUGCGUCCACAUUUUAAAGCUUGGAGUGUUGGUAAGACUUGUGGAUGCACUUGAGGUUCCUUUGGUCCGUGUCAAUGCUGCGAGAGUGUUGAGAAACUUGUGCAUGUACUCAGGACAUGAAUGCUUUAUAGACCUGAUGUUCAUUAAAGCAGCAGCUCCCACGGUGUUGAAAUCAAUAACAUCAGGAGACAACAAACUACAAGAAGUGAUGCUAGGGUUAGCAACACAAGUUUUCAAGUUCAUGAGUUCAGAAGAAGCACACGUUGCUCUGACAGAUUCAGGGAUCAAGAAGCAAGAACUGGCGAACUCGCUGGUUGCUAUUCUGAAGAAACAUGACAAGCCAGCGAUUAAAGUUCCAAGAAUUAGGAGGUUUGUGAUUGAGCUGGCGAUAUGGAUGAUGGAAGAUGACGUGGAGAACGUUGUGAUGUUUAGAGAUUUGGGUAUGGAGAGAGAGCUGGAGAAGGUUCUUGAAACUACGGCUGAGCUUGAGAACUUCGACGUUUUCUCGGGCACGGUUGGUGUGAGCCGCCAUAGCAGAACGGUUCAUUGGUUGGCUGAGUUGGCUGUAACAUUGCUCAAGGAAGAUCAACCAUAAGUAUCAUAUCUUCUUGUUUGGAAACUCUCGGGACCAAUGACUAUAACUAUUACAUAUUUGUAAGAAGAAAAAAUGCGAUAAUUAUGAAAA